AUGCUGUCUACGAAUAACUCCCAAAGACUCGACCCGAUGGCGGAAAGCACCAAAAACGUCUCCGCUGAAGGGACCUCACCACGUGCAGCCACUACAGCACAUUCAGAAUCAUCAAUAGCAGAGAAGAAUAAAAUAGACCCAUGGAUUGCUUCGCAGCACUAUUAUCAUGGAUAUCUACCACGUGAAGACAUCCCGUCGAUAUUGACAAAACAUGGAGAUUUUUUAGUGCGAUCGACUGAGACAUUUUACACUACAAAGUCAAACGAAGUGCGACGGAAGAUCUCCCCAAUAAUUUGUGUAAUGUUCGAUCCAGAUGAUUCGUACACGAAAGCGACAGAGUCCGAACGACUUGAAAUGAUUCGAAACCUCAUGAUUCAUGUGAAAUCGGGCAAAACGUACGUUGAUCCAAAGCAUAAGUUUGAAUCUGUUGCCGAUAUGUUUGAACAUCAUCAGAAGAACACUUUCACUGUUAACGAUAAGGAAUUAAUACUGACUCGUGGUAUCGGUUUAACGAAUUGGGAAUUUCAACACAAGAAUGUAAAAGUUGGAAAAAGCAUCGGAAGAGGACAAUAUGGAGAGGUGAAGAGAGCAAAACUUACACUAAAAAACGGAAAUGUCGUUAAUGCUGCAGUCAAAUCGAUCAAAACGGACGCUGAAAUUUCGAAAGAGAUAAUAAAAGAAGUGAUGAAAGAAGCUAGGCUUAUGCGGGGUCUUCGUCAUCCAAAUGUGGUAAAACUUUAUGGAGUAGGAGUGCUUGAACGUCCCCUUUAUAUACUUCUAGAAUACGUUGCUGGAGGAUCUCUAAAAACUUAUCUGAAGAAAAACAAGCAAUCAAUCAGCAUAGAUGAAAGGGUUCAAAUGGCUCUUGGAGCAGCAUGGGGGAUAGAUUACUUACACAAGGCGAAGAUACUGCACAGAGAUAUAGCUGCCAGAAAUUGUCUCUAUGAUCACGACUCUGCGGUGAAAAUAUCCGACUUCGGGCUUUCACGUAAUGGCGUCGUUUACAAAAUGAAGUCCGCAAAGAAAAUGCCUGUCCGCUGGAUGGCUCCCGAGAGCAUAACAACGUACAAUUUCUCUCAAAAGAGCGACGUGUACUCGUUCGGAGUACUUGUUUACGAGAUAUUUUCUGCUCAGGACCCAUACGGAGAAGUUGCAGCUGCAGUGGCCCGGAAAAAGAUCAUUGAAGGCGAAACGAACAAUUUUCCUAAGGAGACGCCUAAGGAGGUGGUUGAUUUUGUGAAGGAGAAAAUGUGGCAUAAAGAACCUGAUAAGAGAGCGGACAUGGAGAAAAUCGUCGAUUGGCUCGAACAAUAUUCUGGUCUUGCUGCAAAUCAAAAAGAUAAUGUUGAUUUUAGCACUCCCAAGGACCCGAAACUGAAAUCGACUAAUAAGUCUAUGGUAAAAACUUCUCUCUCAAACGAAAAACAUCGUGCGUUUGCAAGUUUGCGAAGAAAGAAUAAAAACUACGAACGACCAAAAAAGACGGAAGUUUCUCAAGACGCUGACGAAACGCGUACGAGAGCUACAGUGACUUUCAAGAAUCAAAAACUAACUCAAAAACUCUUAAAUAUUGUAUUCAUAGGAGUGCUGUUUCUUUUUAACACAAGGCUUGACGAAGCCAACAAUACCCAAGCCGAUGGCACUAAUUUAAUUAUUUAA
Messenger RNA from Necator americanus (New World hookworm), 1659 nucleotides. RefSeq lists its product as uncharacterized. The record is from RefSeq and is a predicted model, not a curated record. Gene Ontology annotation, biological process: protein phosphorylation. The coding region runs from base 1 to 1659 and encodes 552 amino acids. Lineage: Eukaryota; Metazoa; Nematoda; Chromadorea; Rhabditida; Ancylostomatidae. Gene Ontology annotation, molecular function: protein tyrosine kinase activity; ATP binding. The transcript has 16 exons.